Molecule: messenger RNA, 2109 nt
Organism: Ruditapes philippinarum (Manila clam)
Lineage: Eukaryota; Metazoa; Mollusca; Bivalvia; Venerida; Veneridae
Exons: 2
Coding region: 1-2109 (702 amino acids)
Source: RefSeq, a predicted model, not a curated record
AUGGAAUUAACAGGACUUUCUGUGCCAGUUAUAAACUGGGAAGCGUCAAAUCUUCCUGAACAAUGGAUUAAAUUCCAAAGGCAUGUGGAACUGAUGUUUACAGGGCCGCUCAAGAACAAAACUAAGAAAGAAAAAAUAUCAUAUUUGUUGAUAUGGGUCGGUGACAAGGGCAGGGACAUUCACGCUACAUGGGAACCCUUCACUGGCGAUGAUGCUGAAAAUCUUCAGAGUUAUUAUGAUAAGUUCAAGGCACAUGUGCAGCCGUCCUUGAACCCGAUAUUUGCGAGGUACAAGUUUAACAAUGAAGUGCAAGGCACUGACAGUAUCGAUGCCUUCAUCACAAGACUAAGACUAAGUGCAGCAGAUUGCAGCUUUAAAGACAAGGACGAAAUGAUCAGAGACAGAAUUGUUUUUGGGACAAAUUCUGGAAAAGUACGAGAGAAGUUGAUAAACAAAGGCGAGGGAUUAACACUCGAAAAUGCUAUUCAAAUCGCACAAGCACACGAAUAUGCACAGAAACAACUUCAAUCAAUGGCAUCAGCUAAUGAUGUACACCUGGUUAAGCAGCACAAAUCAAAACAUAAAGGAUACAAGAACCAACCAUUUCAGCAACCUAAACAACAACAACAACAACAACACAGAAAUUAUCAUAACAUUCAAAAACAAGAUGGAAGAAAACCACUGAAAUGUCAACGAUGUGGACAGAACACUCAUAGACCAGGGUCAAAAUGUCCAGCUGAACAUUCAACGUGUUACGCAUGUGGAAUGCAAAAUCAUUUUGCAAGCGUUUGCAGAUCUAGAAAUAAAAACGUUGACAAUGUGAAGUAUUCUGAAUACAAUUAUAGUGACAACGUUCAAUCGGAAAAUCAGGAUUAUUACGUUGAUAUGAUAGAUACUGGGAGCGCGGUAGAUAUUCUACCAUUGAGCCAUUAUGAGAAAUUAAAGAUAAAACGACCUCUUGAAAUCGCAGAAAAUAGAUUAACAUCGUACACAGGCAACAUGUUACCUGUAUGCGGAAUAAUAAAUCUGCAAUUGCGCUACAACAACAAGACUAGCGAGUCAUUAUGUUAUGUUGUUGAUAGUCCGACAGUCCCGCUGCUAAGUUUACAAUCGUCUGUAAACUUAGGCCUGAUAAAGCUCACAUAUUCAAUAGACAGGUCAAAUACAGAAUUAGAUAAACAAAGGGUCAUGUCAGAGUAUGGGAACUUAUUCCAAGGUGUAGGGGUUAUCCCAGGUGAAUGUAAACUUCACAUUAAGAGUGAUGCUGUUCCUGUAAUAAACGCACCUAGGCGAGUGCCGGAAGCUUUAAGGGACAGGCUUCAUGAAGAACUCCAGCGCAUGGAGAAUGAUGGAAUAAUAACUAAGGUCACUGAACCCACGGACUGGGUAAACUCCCUAGUCAUUGUAGAAAAACCAAAGACAGGUAAACUCAGAGUUUGCCUUGAUCCAAAAGCUUUAAAUGAGGCUAUAAGGCGACCUCACUACCCAAUGCGUACUAUUGACGACGUUACAUCAAGACUGACUGAUGCAAAAUACUUCAGCAUUCUUGACAUUACACACGCAUACUGGAGCAUCAAACUUGAUGAACAGUCUUCAUUAUUAACAACCUUCAGCACGGUAUUCGGCAGAUACCGUUGGUUAAGACUCCCAUAUGGCAUAUCUGCAUCGAGUGACAUAUUCAUGCAGAAAGUAGAUGAAAUUUUUGAAGGAUUGCAGGGUCUAACAGCCAUAGUAGAUGACAUUUUGAUAUAUGGGAAGACACGUGAAGAACAUGACGCAAACUUGCGUAACGCCCUUGAAAGAGCACAUUCCAAGAGAGUAAAGUUCAAUCCGGACAAAUGUAUAAUCGGGGUAAAUGAAGUCCCAUUCUUUGGUCACCUUAUAACAUCAACAGGGUUAAAGCCAGAUCCUAGUAAAAUAGAGGCAAUUAUGAACCUCAAAAUACCAGAAAAUAGACAGCAACUUGAAAAUGUUCUUGGUAUGGCAAAUUAUCUGCAAAAAUUCUCUCCAAACCUAGCAGAGGUCACAAGCCCCAUGAGAUCCCUACUAAAGAAAGAUGUAGAAUUUGUUUGGGAUUUUUCCCAGACAGAAGGCAUUUACGAAAAUUGA